Penicilliopsis zonata CBS 506.65 is the source of this 2595-nucleotide messenger RNA. RefSeq lists its product as hypothetical. NCBI's taxonomy places the organism in Eukaryota, Fungi, Ascomycota, Eurotiomycetes, Eurotiales, Aspergillaceae. Gene Ontology annotation, molecular function: protein binding. The transcript has a single exon. The record is from RefSeq and is a predicted model, not a curated record. The coding region runs from base 1 to 2595 and encodes 864 amino acids.
AUGCUCCGCCAGGUUGUUCAAGGAGCUCGAUGGUGUCAACAUGGGGCCUCCAAAAGCGCCUCUAUUCCGGUUUUCCCUCGCCGCAAGACGUUCGUGACGACACUGCCGCGGUUCAUACACUUUGGCGGUCCAAAUGACAAGGUUCGGAUAUUUGAACAGGAUACGCGGGGGAGCAAGAGGCGGAGGAAGGUAGACCCUGAGGCGGAAGACCGACUCGAUCGCGAAGAGAUCGAGGAGAAGCUUUCUAGUCUCGAGCAGGAACUACAAAUGAUCAAAGAAGGCCCGUUCAGUCCGAAUAGUCCGUUUAUGAAAUCGCUACCGGAGAAGGAAAGAGUCCUUGCACUGGAGGCUCUACGAAAGUAUGAUGAGGAAAAAGGCUCCGAGAAUUCUGGAGUAGAGCUUGACGCAGUGUUCGAUGAGGAGCUAGAUGAGAUGCUAAGAAAGGAGUUUGAAGGGUUUGCAAAAGAAGAGGAGGAGUGGCUAUCUGGAAAGCAGCCUGAAGAGACCCAGGUGCCAGUUGCCAGGCCGUCUUACGAGAUUACUUCGGAGGAUUACGAUACCGACCCUUAUGUUGACAGAUUCAACACUCUCAUGAGACAAUUCGUGAGAGAUCCCAGUAAGGAGGAUCUGAGGCAAGAACUAUGGAAAUGGUACCGCCGUUGCAAGCAAGCGAGUCCAGACUUUCUUCGAAGAAUUCCGAAGGAAGCCAUCGCUCUUCUAUGGGACUCUCAGGCACUCGGGGAAUCAACCAAGGCAACUCGCCCAGCGCACCUUCAAGCGCUAUUCGAGGACGCAACCUCCGUUGGACACGUCCUGUCGACGCCUUAUAUCUUUUCAUAUAUCCUGGCUCUCCAUAAUGGUGGAGAAAGUGGCAAAGCUCUUGAUCAAUGGGAGUCGUAUCAAACAGUGCCGAGUCAGAACAAGGAAGAUCUAGAGGGAUAUUGGAAGCUAGGAGUUCAGCUUUUUGCGGCCCAAGACAACCCUCAACGUGCCCAAGAUAUUGCUCUAGCCUUUCUUGCUAACGACAAAUCUCGCCAAUCUCGUGUCCUCAUCCCAGUCAUCAAUGCAUGGGGGAGACAAUCCGGCAAAGAUGCGGAAGUUAAGGCCUGGGCGCUAUACUUACAGCUAAAGACCUUUCUUGGUGCCGAUAUGACGAUGAAAGACUACGAUUCGCUCAGCAUCGGGUUACUCAAAGCCAAUCGCCUCGAUCUCGCAUUAGCUGUGUUCAAAGACAUGAUGGUCACGGGCCAAGACCCAGCAAAUGAUUCGACAGCUCUCUACAAAGCUGCUCUUGGUUUGACGGAAAAUCUACAAGCUUCAAGCAUCAAUGAGCAGGAGGUAAACAAAGUCUCAUUGUCGGCGCUCACGCUAUUGCCCCGACGGUUCCAAAAUAGAUUCUUCUACGCAAGCUGGAUAAAGAAACUGAUUGGGAUGGGCGAGGUAGAUUCUGCUGCUCUAGUGAUCGAAUUGAUGUAUGAACGGGGAGUGAGGCCUGAUUCGAAGCAUCUCAAUGGAAUCAUUGCUGCUUGGUUGCGUGAGGGAAGUGCCUCUGCUCGAGAUAAGGCUGAGAGACUGGGAUGGGCUAUGGUCCAGCAACGGAUUGAUAUAGUCUGGGUGGACGGUGUUCCCGUUGACACUUCGAACCCCCCUGUCAAACCUGUUAUCUCUCAAUCAGAAGAUGGGGUUCGCAUCCCCAAAUUCAUGCAAAGAACAGUUCCACCGGCCAAUAUCGAGACCUUCUCCAUACUGCUUCUUCACUACACUCGGCGAAGUGAUGAUGACAUGAUCAAAUACUUGACCAAAUGUCUUGGGGAUGCACGAAUUCGACCCAACUCCUAUUUCAUGAACCAUCUUCUCUACGCCGAACUCCGAAAGCAGGAUAUCCGAUCUCUAUGGCAGAAAUUCCAGACCAUGUCCACAUCCAUCCGACCGGAUUUGGAGACCUACGCGUGUCUGUGGGACUGUGCGAAACUGCAGUACGACCGUUCCCGCACGGCAUUCGACGCCGUGUUCCCAUCUGCUCGCGCGCUGUUCUCUGAGAUGAUGCAUUGGCAUUCGCAGUUGACCCCGCGCCACAGGGCAGUUGCCGACGAGGAAUUUUCCAAGGAACUCUACGACCAGAUCAUCCGCUGUUUCUGCCUGUCGAAAGAUCUCGAGGGCACGCUAGUUGCCCUCCACGCUUUGAAAGAGCGGUUCGGCGUCUACCCGGACGAUAGCACGGCUCGACUGGUGGUCCUACAAGUCGCUCGGAUGGCAGGCGUCCCCGCCGACACCCCCAAACGACGGCUGCGGCGCCUCUCGACCACUCCGCGGAGCAAAGAGAAUAUCAUGCAGGUGAACAGACUCAUGGAGCUCCUGAGCGAGCGCCGCGCCGCCGCCCUGCAGGCUCAGGGUUUGGAUGUGGAACACCUGGACCCGGCCGAGAAACAACAGAACCAACUCGGCAUCCUGAGCGAUCUCGUCCGAGUCAUCAUGGCCCGCGUUACCGCCGAUCCGGACCGGGUCCAGAGAAAAAUCACCAAGGCUGCCGCUGAGAUGAGUAUGGCGGAGAUGAAGGUUGACCUGCCGGCGAGCAAUAUCGCUGGUCUUUUAUAA